CAUCCCCGUGCUUCAGAUCGGCCCUGUCCGUGGAACUAACGGGAUUAAAAUCACUGAGAUACCAGGAGGAGUUGCCUGUUUUGGUGCUCAUUACCGAAGCUGGGCCCACAGAAGCUGUCCUUUGCAUACUGCAUUUCCAUCUGCCAGUUCACGGCCGGAGAUAUUUCCAUCUACGCUGUAAUCCCACGUAUGCUCCUGUUUAUCAUGCCUGGGUACUGACAGGCUGCGGGACACAAUGAGGACUGGUCUCCGUGUCAUCGCGCAGCCUGGAGCUGUCUGGCCUCAGCACGUUAGCAAGCUAACCAAUUUUUUCUAAGCAGAAGCCCUGCAUUGCUUCGACAUGCUAAAGGAUUUCAUGAACAACACACGGGAGGUUUCCUCCGACUUGACUGGAAUACUGCGCACGGAAGUGCAGCGAGGAAUCGUCAAGGUUUCCGACGACCGCAAGAAGCCGAGGAUCCACAGGGCGUCUGUUGCUGUCUGACAGCCCCGACCAAACAUGGCUUUACGGCUGCUUUUACAGGAUAUUACUGCCUCAGAUUUCUAACAUAUAAACAGGAGAUACGAGUUGACAGCAUAUGCAUCAUAAAGUGUUUGAAUGGCGGCGUACACACUGUGUGCUGUGAAUGGGACUAGGCGCUUACUGGCCACCGGCACAGGUUGUGUGAAAAGCACCGAGAUAUGACAUGCACAAGAAAAAAGAGGAAAGCUGCUUUUGCUUCUUUAAACCUUUUGAUUUUUAAAGGUAGUGUGCAAUACAGAUUUGGUCCACCGGCAACGUUACCUAUGCUUCUGUUUUUAGGCUAGAAGCCAGGUGCAUCACCGUAUUUCAUGUAGACUGCAACAGACGUUGGACAAGCAACCCACGGCAGGACCCCUGUGAGGAUUAAGAGGCAAGAGGAGAGGUCACAACAACGAAGGGACUUUGCUCGAAAUGGAGCAAUGUGUCUUGAGGUGUUUCUGUUCAGUGUAAACUACAAAAAGGAAGCAACCACGAGUACGGAGGAACAAUCGGCAGACGAGGGAGGUGGUGGUGGAGUGGUGACUUUGUUGUCUAAAAAAAAGGUGUUAUGGGUGGGGGGGCAUUUGGGAUGGCAAAUGGAAAUGAGAGCAGUGAAGGGCCUGUGGGGCCAAUGGCAGCAGUGGUGGCUACUGCAGAAGGCAUGGUAGCAGACAGUUCAUCCUCCGUUAUCUCUACAUAUAUUAAACUGGUGCUACUUGGGCUGAUCAUAUGCAUUAGUCUGGUGGGGAACUUGGUGGUUUCUCUGCUUGUACUCCGGGACCAGGCUCUGCAUAAGGCACCUUACUAUUUCCUCCUGGAUCUGUGCCUGGCAGAUAGCAUUCGCUCAGCUAUCUGCUUCCCCUUUGUGCUGGUGUCUAUAAAAAAUGGCUCAGCGUGGACCUACAGCGUGCUGAGCUGCAAGGUGGUAGCCUUCAUGGCAGUGCUCUUCUGCUUCCAUGCUGCCUUCAUGCUCUUCUGCAUCAGUGUAACACGCUACAUGGCCAUUGCACACCACCGGUUUUACUCGAAGCGCAUGACGUUCUGGACAUGUGUGGCGGUAGUGUGCAUGGUAUGGACGCUAUCUGUGGCAAUGGCAUUCCCGCCUGUUUUUGAUGUGGGCACCUAUAAAUUCAUUCGGGAGGAGGACCAGUGCAUUUUUGAGCAUCGCUACUUCAAGGCUAAUGACACGCUGGGCUUCAUGCUAAUGCUUGCUGUACUCAUUCUAGCCACACAUGUCGUCUACAUGAAGUUACUUCUCUUUGAGUACAAGCACCGCAAGAUGAAGCCAGUCCAGAUGGUGCCAGCUAUCAGUCAGAAUUGGACCUUUCAUGGGCCAGGAGCUACAGGCCAAGCAGCUGCUAACUGGAUUGCGGGUUUCGGUAGGGGCCCGAUGCCACCCACUCUGCUGGGAAUACGGCAAAACUUGCACAACCAGAACCGGCGACUCUUAGGCAUGGAGGAGUUUAAAGCGGAGAAGCAGCUUGGCAGGAUGUUCUAUGUGAUCACAUUACUGUUCCUGGUGCUCUGGUCUCCCUACAUAGUAGCUUGCUACUGGAGGGUGUUUGUCAAGGCUUGCACAAUACCACACCGGUACCUCUCCACCACUGUGUGGAUGAGUUUUGCCCAAGCGGGAGUCAAUCCUAUCGUCUGCUUCUUCCUUAAUAAAGACUUGAAGAAAGGGCUCCUUUCCCACCUUCCAGCCUGCUGCAGGACUAAACCUCAUCUGCCACGAGAGCCUUACUGUGUCAUGUAACUAGAGAUGAUGAAGGAAAAAAAAACAAUGGGCAGCCUACAGAUGUAUUGUAUAUUGUGCUUGAGUUAUUGUGGCAUUUGAUGCAAUGGAAGGUAUUAUUAAGCAGUGAGUGGCAGCUUGUGAGUGUAGUGUUAAAACACUGGAAUGGUAAGCAUGUAUUUCCAUCUGUCAACCAAUUUUCACUCUAAAUUCAACUGCAUACAUGAGGUCAGAUCUUGACUUUCGAUAACAGGAGAAACAUACAUGUAAAUAAUAUGCAGUCACUGGGAAAACCAAGACAGACAAAUAAACUAAGCUUAAGAUUUUUAAAAAAUGCCAUUUAGAAAAGUCUUGAAUACAAAGGAUGUUGGGCUUGUGACAAACAGAAUCCCAAAGGACGUAAUAAACCCGCUUUUAGUCGGAAUCUUAAUGUCAUCAUCAUACUGGAAUAACUGAUGAUUGUCCAGCAGCAGUGGCUGAUGAGAGUAAAAAAGUGCUCAGCUAGAUUCAAACCAGCAUUCGUGUUGACUCACCAGUUUUAUUAGAAUGUCAGUUUUAGUUCACAACAACAUAAAGUUUCCAGAAAUACAAACGUUAGUUCCAGAAAAGAUGUGGAAGGUUGUUUAAUGCAUUUAGCUGGUGUUUACAUUGUCGCUGAGUCAUAUUAAUCAAGUAUCAACAGGUCAUUUAUGAUCAAAUGGAGGUACAGUGGACCCCAUAAACACCUUUUAGUGCUCCUGUAGUGGUACGGUACAUGGCACAGUUCACAACUGAAACAUUUUAGAUUGACUUAAAAACAUGAAUAAAUAACAAACUGAGACUGGAGAAACCAAGAAUUGUUAUCCAAUCCUCACAACAAAAUGCCGUCACAUUAUAGGGUGUCGAUGUGUUUUCAAGUUUCAGUUUUGUGAUUUAACCAUCAGUGAGAACGCAUAAAGAUGACGAGGGUGUGCUGUUGAACACAGAUUUUAGCAGGAUUUGUAAAAGUCAGAAUAAAGGGAGCUGCAGAAACAUGCUAACAGACUAAAAACCAAAGUAAAACAGGCGCUGCAGAGUAAAUGUACCGUAAAGAAUUGAUGCAGAAUCUCAAAGCAGUCAGAAGGAUUUUCUUUCCUCAAACACACUGUUUGUUUGCUAGUCACUAAAGCAAACCUUCAAUCUGUGUUGCCUAAAACAUAUUCUCGUUGUUGCUCAUUAGCUCAACAGAAAAUGUGCAGUAGGGGAUGCUUUUCAAGCUUUAAACAUUUGCAGAUAGAACAAUUAUUUGUUUUUUCAUGUUUUGUUUUUUCCUAAGGACAAAUCUGAAGUUACAUCUGCAUCUGUUACUUGAGCAGCUUCACCUUCAUUUUAAAGCAGAAAGACGAUUAGCUUUACCAGGCAUAGUAACCCAGGAUUUUUAACCCUCAAGCGACCAAGCUAUUUCAGUUGGUAUUCUAAUGACCGAGUGUGCUAUCAGGAAUACUUUUUUAUGAUUUUGUUUGUGUAUUUCACACUAAUACUGUUUCCUUUAUCCAUGUUAGAUAUUCUGAAAUGCUCUAUUGUUAUCAAGUAUUGUUUUCAACCAUUUUUAUGCAAAAAAGAUUUAAAAUACAUGUUGUACAAACAAAAUGACAUUUAAACAGUCCUUGUCUGUUAUUUCUUAAAAUACAUACAUGAAAAAAAAUUUUGGUUUCAGUGAUGUUAGAAAAAUAAUAAUAAUAUGGAAGUGAAGGAUGUUUAAGCUAUAUGAACUAUGUGAAUGAUGUUUUACAAUAUAGUAAAAUAAUUUCAACGCCAUAAUUCUUGUGAUCAGUGACAAAUUACAGUGCAGAAGUUGGCAUAAGGAUAUCUAUUUAUUGUUUCAUUUUAGUUUGAGACAAAAUGUGGGGGAUUCUUUAUGAUCUGAAUUAUUAGCUCAUCUGGAUAAGUGUCUGCUGUUAGUAGCCAAUUUAUUGCUCCUAGGUGGGUCUGUCCUGAGAGUACACGCUGGAUGGAUCUAACCACUUUAGCCUAGUGGCCAGCGUUUCGAGCCGUUGUUUGGUAGUUUCCAGAGGCUCAAUUAUGGACAGAUUUUUUUUUACUUCUUAUCCAUUCAGGACGUCUCUCUCAUGACACCCUUCUGCACCUCUGUUGACCAACUUAUUGAUGCGCUCAUUUCUAAUCCUGUCCACCCUGCUCACUCUCAGUGAAGAUCUGAAUAUAUUCAACUCUGCCACCUCCAGCUCAGUGCCUCUGUCUCCAAACCACCACAGCAGGCCUCAACAGCAUCUUGUAAACUUUCCUUUCACUCUUGCUCCUAUCUUAUGUCACAAAUAACCCCUGACACUCAUCUUGGAACAUCCUGCCUGCAUUCUCUUCUUCACCUCUCUUUUGCACUCUCUGUUGCUUUGGAUGGUUGAUGCUAGAAAAUAAACUCAUCUACCUUAACUACCUCUGCUCUUGUUCACCUUCCCACCCGUCUCACUUUCGUUCCUCAUACCUGCUCCCCACUGUCACUACAGAUCAGCGUUAUCUGCAAAUAUCAUACUUCACACAGAUUCCUGCCUGAGCUCAGCUGUCAGCCUGUCCAUCACCACUGCAAACAGGAAGGGGCUCAGUGCAGAUCCCUGAUGUAAUCCCAGCCCCACCUUUAUCUGUCACUCCUACUGCACACCUCACCACUAUCUCACUGUCCCCAUUUCCUGCACUACCCUCACAUACUUGUCUACUACUCCUGAUUUCCUCACGCAGUACCACAGUUCUGCUUUUGGUACCCCAUCAUCUGCUUUCUCUGAACAACAAAGACACUCCGAAGCUCCUUCUGACCUUCUCAUGUUUAACUUCUCCAUCAACACUCACAUUGCAUCUGUAGUGCUCUUUCUCAGCAUGAAGCCAUACUGCUGUUUGCUGAUUGUCACCUCCAGCAGCUCUGUCCUAAAUCAUCAUGGUAUGGCCCAAAAGCUCGGUCUCUCUGUAAUUACUAUGGCUCUGCACUUCACUCUUGUUCUUGAAAAUCACUACCAGUACUCUUCUUCACUCUUCUCUCACUUCUUUCCUCCUCUCUGAGAUUCUUUAUUCAUCAGCUCCUCAAAGUACUCCUUCCAUCUUUUCAGCUGACUCUUUUCACUCAUUUCGUCAUUCCUGUGUUGUGUUCCUCACAUACAACUCACUAUAAACCUUUUUCUUUGCUUUUGCUCUCUCUUUAUCGUAUGCCUAGGCUCCAAUACUCCUGUCUAGUUUUUAAAUCUCCCUGACUAUCACACUUUUUAUUUGCCAACUUCUUCCUUUGAAUAAUUUACUGUACUUGCUCUUUGCAUCACCAAGUCUCCCUGUCCUCUUUCCUCUGUCCAGAGGUUCCAUCAAACACCUCUGCAGUUUCCCUCACCACUUCAGUUGUACUUUUGUAGUUAUCACCAUUCCACCUGAUCUUCUGCACACACAAUAUAUCUACCUUCCUUCUCUUCAUCAUAUCAGCCAACUCUCUCCCAUUACCAGUUCUAUUCCCUACAUUUAGAGUAACAAUAAUACAUUUUAUUCAUAGGCUCUUGUCAAGACAUUCAUUGAGACCUUAUAAACCAUUAAAUACCAAAGUCACAGUAGAGUCCCUACUCUCUCCACAUUCCUGCCUAUUCUUCUUUCCUGCUGCUUCCUAACCUAUCCCCUCUCCUCUUCCUUUGCCUUCAGCUAACAGUUUCCACUGGCACUACUUGUUACUUCAUAUCAUUAUAUUCAUUUUGACAGUUACUUUUAAUUUUCACAGAACUGCAUACAGUCCUGUAAAGGUUUUGGUUACACACACAAACACGCUACCGGUUUAAAGUUGUAGAACACCCUAGUUUUUCCAGGUUUUUAUUGAAAAUUUUGCGGUUUAAUGUCUUAUUGCACACUGAAAUGAAAUGAAUGUAAUAACAAAAUCAAUUUAUAGACCAAAAUGUAUUCUAAACUUUUGACUCAUCAAAGUAGCACCUGAUAUAACAGCUGAACACAGUCGUGGCUUCUUUCUACAAUAGAAAUCGAAUAUUCUCCCAUAUCUGUAGCAGAAGUUCCCAUAAAUGUGGACCUUGUAGGUUGCUUUGCUUUCACUCUUCUGUCCAGUUCACCCAAAACCAGCUCGAUGGAGUUUAAGUCUGGAGACUGUGCUGGACACUCCAUGUUUUCAAGCUCACCAUCUUGUUCUUUGUUCCUGAGGUAGUUCUGGCAUAGUUUGGACAAUAUGUUUUGGGUCAUUAUCUUGCUGUAGGAUGAAUCCCUGACCAACUAGGUGCAUACCAGAGGGUCCUGCAUGGUGCUUCAGAAUGCUGUGGUUUUGGUUCAGGGAGCCUCUCACUCUUUACAAGUCACCGACCCUGGAUCCAGCAAAACAGCCCCAGACCAUCACACUUCCUCGUCCAUGUUUAACGGUUGAUACCACACACUGUGGAACCAUCCUUUACCUACAUGACGGUGUACAAAGAUCCUGUGUGAUGAACCAAAGGUUUCAAAUGUUGAUCCAUCAGUCCAUAAUACCUUCUUCCAGUCUUCAGUAGUCCAAUGGUGGUGUUUCAUGUCCCAGCCAAGCCUCUUUGUCUUAUUCUGACGUCUGGCUUUCUUGCUGCAACUCGUCCUGUCAAACCUGCAGCUCAAAGUCUUCUCUUCACAGUUGAAACUGAGUCUUUCUUACUAAUACCACUGUUAAGCUGUGCAUGAAGCUGUUGUCCUGUCAGCCGCCUAUCACACAGCUGUUAACUCUCAGAAACUUGUCCUCUGAUUCAGUCGUGUCUUUGGGUCCUCAGACCUCUUCC
Molecule: messenger RNA, 6973 nt
Organism: Neolamprologus brichardi
Lineage: Eukaryota; Metazoa; Chordata; Actinopteri; Cichliformes; Cichlidae
Gene: gpr173
Product: G protein-coupled receptor 173
Biological process (GO): G protein-coupled receptor signaling pathway
Cellular component (GO): plasma membrane
Molecular function (GO): G protein-coupled receptor activity
Source: RefSeq, a predicted model, not a curated record